Molecule: messenger RNA, 3883 nt
Organism: Hippopotamus amphibius kiboko
Lineage: Eukaryota; Metazoa; Chordata; Mammalia; Artiodactyla; Hippopotamidae
Gene: PROSER3
Product: proline and serine rich 3
Exons: 13
Coding region: 858-3005 (715 amino acids)
Source: RefSeq, a predicted model, not a curated record
CGGCCAUUAAUAGAGCCUUAUUUAGACAGCCCAACAAUGACUUGGCCAUUUAUUAAGCGCCUGCUGGAUGCCAGGGAGGUAUCAUUCCCGAACUUUCCGAAAGGAAAACUAAAGCUAAGGAGGCGGGGCCCUGCCAGAAUGGGGUGCAGGCGUGGCGUUUGGGACCCACGGCCUGAGAAACCCACCAAAGAAUUCCCAGUCCCUUUAAUCCACCCCCACCCCGGGGGCGCUCUGAGCAUGACGCAGAUGGCGUUUUAGGAGCAGAUUCCUGCAGUAGCUGGGCCAGGCUGUCAGGAGGACACAGAACAGACCCUAUUCCCAUCUCAGCAGGGCCCUGGGCCCAGCCCCACAGCAAGCCGGGCCUAAUUCUGUGCGUCUGACUCAGCCUCGGGUGCGCAGGGCAGCGGGGUCUGCCAGUGUCCCGAGGACUUAUGGGAAAUGUACAGUGACAGGGUUUAGCCUUGGCUCUUAACCUGAGCUCCACUUCAAAGUCACCUGGGACACUGCCAAAAAGAUGUAUGUAGAUGCCCAACCCCCUUCCAGAUAUUAUGAUUCUUUUGGUCUGGGUGAGGAUCACGCAUCUGUAUUUUUAAAAGACUCCUCCUGGAUUGGAUCCACGGUUAAGAAUCACCAUCCAACAGUUCCUGGAUUCUUCUCUUUUGAGACUGCUCCAAGAGCUGCUUGCCAGUUUUCUCCACCCAAGACUACUUUUGGGGACCCCCCGAGGUCGAAGCCACUACUGGCCAUCCCGAAGCCAGACCUGGCUACCCCAAGGUGAGGACACCCCCCAGAGAGUGCUGUGUUCCAGCCCAGUAGCAUGGGAGUGACGGCUAGAGGGAAGGAAGAUGUGAUGAGAGAUGGGGACCCUGAGGCCAUCCAGAUCCCAGAGAUCCAGGCUCCCAGAAGCUCCCAGGGCUCUGACCACAGAUCCCAACUCCCCUGAGCUGUUUGAGGAGUCCUGGCCAUUCAGCUCAGGGACACCUUCCCCACCCAGCACCACUGAGGGACAGAUGGGAGCCUCCCCACCACCCACUAUGACAGACAGCAGGGACUCUGUGGUGGCCAAGUACAUAAACCGGUUCCGACAGGCUCAGCCCACAAGCCGAGAGGAACGCCAGUCUGCAGGCCCAACCCCAGCUGACUUUUGGUGGCUGCAGCCUGAAUCUCCAGACCCAAGCAUUCAACUUGCAGCAGGAGCCAGUGAACCAGAAGGAAGACACAGCACAGCAGUCCUGACUCAUGCCAAGGCAGCCAGUGCAUCACAGGCUAAGGCUGUGGCCCCACUUCAGGAAAUAAAGCAGAGCCUCAACACAUGGAACUCAUCCCUGCUGGACUUGGAGACACUGAGCUUGCAAAGCAGAGCUGCCAGGCUGCUCAAACGCAGCAAGGCCUCCAUCUCCUCCUCCUCCUCCCUCAGCCCCAGCGAUGCCGGCAGCUCCUCAUUCCCUGUCAGCUCUGAUGGCCUCUCUCCCUUCUCCAUGACCUUCACUCCUGACUCCAGCAAGGACUCUGACCCCAAGGCACAAGUUGCUCCACGGCAUGUGGGAUCUUCCUGGAGCUGGGAUCGAACCCAUGACCUCUGCAUUGCAACCCCAGCACCUGCCCCCAUCCCUACUCCAGCCCCAGUCUCCUCCCGGGCACCCCUGCGGCCAGAGGAUGACAUUCUAUACCAGUGGCGUCAGCGACGGAAGCUUGAGCAGGCUCGAGGAAGCCAGGGUGAUGGAACCUGGGUACUGCCUCAGACCCCUGCCCUCACCACUAAGGCCUCUGUUCCCAUCUGUCUACAGACCUCUCCUGCCCCUGCGGAGACCGUUGGUUCCCUGGGAAUCCAGCCUAACUGCAUCCCACUUUGGGGCAGUGUGGCUCCACCUGGUACCCUGGAAGCCUUCCGCUUGGAGAGGCCUCCUAUUGCCCCAGGGUUCUCUCCACAUAUCUUUUGGGGCCCCAGUCCCCAUGGAUUCUUCUGGGCCCCGCAGCCUGGUCCCUGGGUAUCUCUUGGGGCCACCCCUCCCACACUUCCGGCCUCCACCCCAGCGCCCCCAGCCUCCAGUCCUGCACCUCCAGCCUCAACUCCUGUGCCCCCUGCCUCCAUUCCUGCGCCUCCAGCCUCAACCCCUGCGCCGGCUGCCUCCACUCCCACGCCCCCUGCCGUCCCCCAGGGCCCGCCCACCCCUGCACCAAACAGCCCAGCUGACCUCGAGAGGCAGAGCUGCAAGCCUCGGAGAAACAGAGCCCAAUGCCGGGAGUCUGCAGGGCGAGUCAGGGCAGCGGACGAGGGCCCUGGCCCGCCGCUCAGAGGCGUGGUAGGCCAAGUAGUGACGGCCCGGCUGUUUCCAGACAGCCUGGAGGAAACGCCCCCUCGCCUUGAGGGCCCAUCACCACCUGAGGCUGAACCUCAGAAAGUCAAGGCCACACAACCUCAAACCAAGACUCUGUCCCCUCGUUCAGAUGUCACGGCCCGUCUAUCUGAAUCACCGUGUCCACAGGCAGAGACCCCCCCAGGUCGGUCUGAGGCUGAGUCUCGGAAUGUCAAGGCCAUGCUCCCCCUAGCGGGAUCGGUGCCUAGGAAAGACAAAGACACUCCCUGGGCUGAAGUCAGGUGUAAGCAGCCCGAGGUCCGGCCCCCUCCAGCUGAGGAGGCGGCCACUUGUGUUAAGGCCCCGCCCCGUCUGUUCAAGGAGGGGUCUCUUGAGGUUGUGGCCACGCCUUCAUCCGCUGAUGGCCACGCCCCCUCAGAGGACCUGCUCUCCCAGGCUGCCAGACUUCUGCAGGCUGCGGAAGACUCCGACGGCAGCGAGUUCCAGGACGACCCUAUACUGCAGGUGCUAAGGGUUCAAAGGGCGGAGCUGCAGCGGCAGAAAAGGAAAGUGGAUGCCCUAAUAUCCCUCCAGCUGGGCCACACUGAUGACCGAGGGUCUUGGUCUCCUCCAGCCAGGUCGCCUCCUGGGUCCCCAACGAUGUGGCUGAGGAGGGAAGGAGACUCUCUUGAGGCCAGACGACUUUGAAUUGUACAGAUUCUAUUUUUCCUAAUAAAUUUUUUUUCAGGUUACUCGUCUCUGAGAAAGAAGUUGUUUUGGAAAGGCCAAGGGUCAUGCUAAUUUAGAGAAAUAGCUCCCUGUGCCCCUCUUCCGCCACACACACCCUAGCUCUGCCCUGCCCCACCUCACCCUAGUUUCUGACCACUGAUGCAAAUUCUCUUCUGGUUUUGUCCUCCUUGAGGUCAGGAGAGGGGUUCUGGGCAAGACUGGAACUCACCUUAUCUGACUCUCAAUGCAGGAGUAGAUCCUCCUGUCUCAAAUGAGACCAAAGGAACUGACUUCUCAGUAUGAAGCUUGUAGAGUCAUCAGAGUGUUGGACAAUGGUCAGGCCUCGGGCCACAUCCUGCCUGACCCAGCAGCAGCAUUUGGUGUGCUGAUCUCCACCUGCUCCUUGAAGCAUUUCCUUUCCUGGCUUCCAGAGCCCCGGCCCUCUCCUCACCUCUCUGGUUGUGCCUCCUCAUUGUGCCCCACGCCUGUCACUUUGGUGUGUCCCAGGGCCCUGGCCUUGACUUUUCUAUCUACAGUCAAUCCCAGGUGCUGUCAUCUGGCUUCAUGGCUCUAAACCCAUCUCUUUUCUGAUAGUCCCCAGAUUUCUAUCUUCAGCCUAGAACCUCAGAUUCCUGUACCUUGCUACUUGCUCAUCAUCCGCACAGAAAGGUCUAAGAGAUGUCUCAAACUCCACAGGUCUUAAUCUUCCCCCUAAACCUGCUCCUCCCUGGCUCUCAACUCCAUCCUUCUACCUGCUCAGGUCAGAAGCCUCAUAGCUGUCAUUGACUCCUCUCGUUCCCUCACACCCACAGUCAGUUGAACAGCAAGUUCUGUCGUCGCUACCUUUAAAAUCUCUC